This is a messenger RNA of Pectinophora gossypiella (pink bollworm), 3668 nucleotides long. RefSeq names its product oxysterol-binding protein 1 (gene Osbp). The record is from RefSeq and is a predicted model, not a curated record. The coding region runs from base 95 to 2434 and encodes 779 amino acids. Lineage: Eukaryota; Metazoa; Arthropoda; Insecta; Lepidoptera; Gelechiidae. The transcript has 15 exons. Gene Ontology annotation, molecular function: sterol binding. Gene Ontology annotation, cellular component: intracellular membrane-bounded organelle; cytosol; membrane.
CUAAUUUUGACGUUUUCUGAUUAUGGUGGAUACAGACGUGGCUGAUGGAAGUUUUUGUGAUGUUUUUCUUAUCGUGAGCUAAAUAAUUGUGAAAAUGUCGGAUGCGAUUGUGCCUAAGGGUCAGCCCAUUCCCGGCGAUCCUGAAAAAAAGGGAUGGCUGUUCAAAUGGACAAAUUACCUAAAGGGUUAUCAGAGAAGAUGGUUUGUUCUUUCCAAUGGAUUGUUAUCAUACUACAGAAACCAAGCGGAGAUGGUGCACACGUGUCGCGGCACAAUUUCGCUGCUGGGCGCGCUGAUCCACACGGCGGACUCGUGCACCUUCGUGAUCAGUAACGGCGGCACGCAGACCUUCCACAUCCGGGCUCAUGAUGAAGUGGAGCGUCAGAGCUGGGUCACCGCGCUCGAGCUCGCCAAGGCCAAAGCUAUUGUCGCGCUCCACAGCCGCGCGCAGGAGUCGGACGAGGAGGACGACCAGCUGUCGAGCGGGGCGGCGGCCGCACGCGGCGGCGAGGGGGAGGGCGAGGACGCCGGCGGCAUUGCGAGGGAGCUGGCCGCCAGAUUCCACGACCUGCGAACAUGCUCGGAACUAGUGGCGCGCCACGGCGCGGCGCUGCAACGGUCGUUGGUAGACCUCGAGAUACCGCCUUCAGACAACACCAAGCAGGUCUCUGAACGCGCCACGCUCUUCAGGAUAUCCUGCAACGCGAUGAUGAAUGCUUGUUCCGAGUUCAUGAGUGCGGCGGCGGCGUCGAGUGCGCGCAUGAGCCGUGCGUUGCAACAUGAGCGGGAACAAAAGAUGCGCCUUCAGGAAGUGGUGGAGCAGCUUGCCCGCCAACACGACUCCCUCGAAAAAACAGUCACUGCGCGCAGCACGCCGCAUUCUGGAGGGACUGGCGCAACACAAGGUCACGAAACAGAGGAUGAGGACCAUGAGUUCUUCGAUGCAGUGGAGGAGGGAGUCACGACGACAAUGGACGACAAGACUUCAUUUGUAAUGAAAGUGCCUGUAAAUAGGAAAAACAAAGUGAAGAGCGGCGAGAGCUCCGAUGAGUCUGAGGGCGAAACUGUGACAGAGACCCAACAGGUGAUAUUUGUAGAGGACAAGGAGCGAGCGGAGAGCAGCAUGGGCGGCGCGGCGCCGGCAGACGCGGAGGCCGCGGCCGCUGCCAGCAAGCAAGGCAAGGAGGUCGACAUCAAAAUAUGGCCGCACGUGUCUCAAGUAGUGAGCUACGUCGACGGGCACCCGCGGCGGACACGCGUGCCGGACAAGCCCAACUACCCGCUCAGCCUCUGGUCUAUUAUGAAAAACUGUAUAGGUAAGGAGUUGUCGAAGAUCCCGAUCCCGGUGAACUUCAGCGAGCCGCUGUCGAUGCUGCAGCGGCUGACGGAGGAGUACGAGUACUCGUCAGUGCUCGACCAGGCUGCCAAGUUCAGUGACCCCGCGCAGCAGCUGGCGUACGUGGCCGCCUUCACCGUGUCCUCAUACGCCACCACCUCGUGCAGAACGAACAAGCCUUUCAACCCUUUGCUGGGCGAGACAUUCGAGUGUGACCGCAUGACGGACCUCGGCUGGCGCUCUAUCUCUGAACAGGUGUCGCACCACCCGCCGAUGGUGGCGCAGUUCUGCGAGGGUGCGGCGGGCUGGCAGUGCUGGCAGGAGUUCACCAUGACCACCAAGUUCCGCGGCAAGUACCUGCAGAUCAUCCCGCUGGGCGGCGCCUCCUGCGCCUUCCCCAGCACGGGGAACAAGUACAGCUGGAGGAAGGUGACAACAACAGUGCACAACAUAAUAGUGGGCAAGCUGUGGGUUGACAACCACGGUGACAUGGACAUCGUGGGCGAGGCGGGCCCGGCGCACGGGUACGUGGCGCACCUCAAGUACCUGCCCUACGGGUACUUCAGCAAGGACACGCAGCGGAAGGUCACCGGCGUCAUCAAGGACCCCAACGGCGUGCCGCGCUACGUGCUGCAAGGCUACUGGGACAACCGCGUGGAGGUGGCGCCGGUGACGAGCGCGUCCGCGGACAACACGCAGUGCAAGACCGGCAAGUUCAGCGUCGCAUGGGAGCGCGUGCCCGAGCCGCCCGACUCCGACAAGUGGUACAACUUCAGCCUGCUGGCGGCGCAGCUGAACGAGCCGGAGCAGGGCGUGGCGCCCACGGACUCGCGGCUGCGGCCCGACCAGCGGCUCAUGGAGGAGGGGCUGUGGGACGAGGCCAACAAGGAGAAGCUGCGGCUGGAGGACAAGCAGCGCGCCGCGCGCCGCGCGCUGGAGGCGGCGGCCGAGGCGGCGGCGGCCCGCGGCGCCCCCGCGCCCGCGCCGCCCGCCGCCGCCUGGUUCACGCGCGACGCGCAGCUGCGCCAUCUCUACAACCACCGCUACUGGGACUGCAAGCAGCGCCGCGACUGGUCGCAGUGCCCCGACAUCUUCUAGCCCUCCCCGGCGCGGUGCCCUUCCCCCUCGGGAGAUCCGUGUUCCGAUCGAGCUCGAUCCCCUCUCCCUUCGUGUACGGACUAAUCUCUUGUAACAUUUUAAUAUUCAAAUCGUUUGGUACUCAUUCCAUAGUGACGUUGUGCUCGUUUGGUUAUUUAUUGCCGUAUUUAUCUAUUCCAAAUUAGAGUUUUAUUUUCGGUUAUUUUGUACAUAUUCGUGUUCCACGGACCGCUGUGGCCUAAAUGACUACCGUUUUUAGCUCUUAGACAUUUUUGAAGCAGUUGAUUUUCCGCAGUUUACGAUGUAAAACUAAAAAAAAAGUUACGAGUAACACUGAAGACAACGAAGUUACUUUCGCUAUCCCUAACAUAACACUCACUCGCGCGUUUUAUGAUAAAUGUUUGUAUUUGACACGACUUUCGCAAGUGCUUUGUAGUCUAAUGUAAUGAGGUGUAUGUGAACAUUGUUUGCUUUAAUACGGUGAAGACUGGGUAUAGAAUGUAAGACCUGUCGCCUGCCGCCACCGCGCGCGGCGCGAGCCUCCCGACCCUUCAUAACAGCUGCGAACCGCUAGUUAGAAGUCACGGUUUUAUAUAAAAGCGAGGUGCUUCUGAUGUCGAUUUUUGGUUAUAAAAGCUUUGUCACGCUCUUAUCUCAAUAGAGACCGGCAAAUGUCUUUAAUAGGCAUUAAAAGUUCUUUUACGUCCGAUAAGAAAGUUGUCGUAAAACUAUGUUUAAUGCCUUAGUAGGAACAUUAGAGCAUUAUCUUUGUAAGUGUUAAAUAAACGCAAGUUGAUAUCAAAGUGCAGUGGCAAUGGCAGCUGAGCGACUGGCGCUACGAGUUGCUAGGAGGGCGAGGGGAUGCGGGUCAUAUCACGGAGAUACUCAGCACGUCACUCUGUCUGGACGUCACUCAAUGCAACAGUGGCCGUUGUUGAUAUAACAUUAUUUCAAAACCUACGACCUCCAACGAGUCUCAGUAUCAAUGACCACUUUACAAUUGCGACGACACGGCUGGUAUAGUGAUGCCUGGAUUGUAUUAGAUACAAUAAGCCAACUGUUGAUAUCAACUUGAAGUGCUCUAGAAUAUUUUGUAAGAUCUAUUACAAACUGUACAUUUUCAAGUGGAUGUAAGAUAAUUUGUUAAUAUUUUUAUUACAAUAGAAUAUUUGAAUACAAAGCCAUAACAUCUGUAUCAUGUUGAUUAUGAAAAUAAAAUAUAAUGUCGCAGAUA